AUGAACUACUCCAAGAUCGGAGACUACAACGUACACCUAAUGUACGCCCAGCUUAAUAAGGAUCUCCCCAUUCCCGGAGCACUCCUCCCCAUACUAAAGGCUCUUUGCGCAUCAUCACCAGAUGGUCCACAUUACCGAAUGGUAUCACCCUUCGUUCCGUCUCACUCCGGUGACAUCAUCAACCCUUAUGACUCUAUGCUUGCGAUGCCCAACAUUCCUGCUAUCAUAGGUUUUGCUAAUUCGAUAAUUACAUCAGCACCAGAUGCCAUCCCAGAUUACACAAUCCAUGAUACUUUUAAUGACCAAGCACCACACACGUUAAAUGGACAUGUAUUCCCUGUAGGAGCCUGGACAGCGUCAGAUCGCUCUCUCUUUCUUCAGCCCGGAUUACACCAGACACCAGAGACCAACCCAGAGUUGGAUGAACAACUUAAACAAUACGGUUAUAAGCUCAUGCUUCCUAUAAUACCAGCGAACUCUCCCCCCGUCACACUAAGAGACUUUGCUUGUUUAAGCAACUUACAGUGGAUAUUACAAAUGUAG
Messenger RNA from Macrosiphum euphorbiae (potato aphid), 543 nucleotides. NCBI's taxonomy places the organism in Eukaryota, Metazoa, Arthropoda, Insecta, Hemiptera, Aphididae. The record is from the annotation of a GenBank genome assembly.